Molecule: messenger RNA, 2353 nt
Organism: Myripristis murdjan (pinecone soldierfish)
Lineage: Eukaryota; Metazoa; Chordata; Actinopteri; Holocentriformes; Holocentridae
Gene: srsf5a
Product: serine and arginine rich splicing factor 5a
Exons: 8
Coding region: 160-996 (278 amino acids)
Cellular component (GO): cytoplasm; nucleus
Molecular function (GO): mRNA binding
Source: RefSeq, a predicted model, not a curated record
UUGCACUGACUCGCCAUUUUGAUCCAGGCGCAUGACGCUCCGCGAGUGGCGGUUGUAAACAACGAUUUUUUGGAAGAAACGAGAAUAGAAACCGAGGUGGGAACUCAGCCAGAUUUGCGUUUUAAGUCCUGACACGGCUGUUUAAACACUAGAGCUAAAAUGAGCGGGUGUCGUGUGUUCAUCGGCCGCCUGAGCCCCCACGCCAGAGAGAGGGACGUGGAGAAAUUCUUCAAGGGAUACGGACGGAUCCGGGAGAUCAACCUGAAGAACGGCUUUGGAUUUGUGGAAUUUGACGACCACAGAGACGCCGACGACGCCGUGUACGAGUUGAAUGGCAAAGAGCUGUGUAGUGAAAGGGUCACAAUUGAGCACGCUCGCUCUAGGAGAGGAAGAGGUGGUGGUCCUGGCAUGGGGCGCUUUUCUCCACGGUUUGGCAGCUAUCGCCAAUCUCGCAGCAGCGGAUCCAGGUAUGGCCCUCCGAUGCGGACAGAGCACAGACUCAUUGUAGAGAACCUCUCUUCGCGAAUAAGCUGGCAGGACCUAAAAGACUUGAUGAGAAAAGCCGGUGAUGUUACCUUUGUGGAUGCUCACAGAACCAAUAAAAAUGAAGGGGUGGUUGAGUUUGCAACUCGCAGUGAUAUGAAGAAUGCUAUCGCCAAGCUUGAUGGAACAGACUUAAAUGGACGUAAGAUAAAGAUCUAUGAGGAUCGCAGGAGGAGUCAAAGCAAGAGCCGCUCCCGUUCCCGCAGCUACUCCCGCUCAAAGAGUCGUUCCCGGAGUCGCAACCGCUCCAGAAGCCGCUCCAGAUCAACCAGUCGCACCCCAGAGAAGAAGACCACAGGAGGGGGCAAGGCAGCAGCAAGAUCUCCCUCCCGCUCCAAGUCCCGCUCACGUUCCCCAGCUCCUGCACAGAACAAACGGUCCCGGUCCCGAUCCAGGUCUCGUUCCAGGUCCAGGUCCCGGUCCCGGUCCGCCUCAGCAGAAAGCCAACACUGAGAUUUGUCCAGCUGUGUGCAGUGAAACAGACUGGUGCUUCUUGAGACCAUAGUUGCAGGCCACAGGCCUGUGUGAUGGCUGUUUAAUUUGUGAUGAAGGGGAGAGGCUGUCUUUGGGAUGGCUUCUUUUUAAAUAACAGCGUGGGUCAUGAUUGUACCAGCAUUGGCUUUGUAAUCUUUGGGAGCUUUUUUUAAAAUCUUAGUUUGAUUAUGCUUCCAAAAUAAUAUUUUUGUUUCCUUACCAGCUCAGAAAUCUUACAUUUUUCUUUGGAAAGCCUUCCACAUUUUGAUGAAAUGUAGAAUGACACAAAACAUUUUGUUGCCUGUAAGUAAUGUUACCUGUUACAGGAUACAUGUCCUGAGAGUUACCUUUGUGUUCGAAAUGUCCAAAUGUUUGAUCAGAAAAGAUUGGAGCACUGUCCAAGAUAGCCACGUGUCUGGUCCAGUAGUUGCCAUGUUAUGAUUCCAUCCACCCACUCUGCUUUGCUAUGGUGUCCGGAGUGCUUUAAGGUUAGGCAGGAAUUGAAAUAAUUCCCCAAAAUAUCGAUAAAUAUAUCUUUAUUUUGAUGCUAGGUCCAUGACAUUGCCGUGAUACUGUGAUUAUACUCUUCAGGAGGUACUGUAGUAAGUGCUUCUACACAUGUUGUAUUCACUGCCCUGAUAUGUGAACAUAAAAAAAUGCAAGCAUCUCAGAUGGUGAUUUAAGUAAAAUGGUGUUGGCUUCUGGCAUUAGUAUGAUUUGGUUUUCUGUGUGAAGCUGCUGAGUGCAGGACUUCGUCUCGUGUUGGUAACUGCUUUUCUUUCCUCUUACAGAGCUUUAUUUUAAGUUGUACCUCGUAAGGUCUUGUGGGUCUGAACACAAGAAUGCAGUGGGAUUGUGUGGCUGUUGUAGUAGGGAGAAAUAUCUGUAAGUUAAAAUGUUGAUUUCCUACAAAUAAAAGUUGCAUGGUCCAUUGGCAGUUUCUCCUUGCAAUAAUGUUCAGAAGGGAAGGCGACAUGAGGAUUUUUUUUUUUUUGAAGGAUAUCUUGUGUGGAUGGCAGUACAUGUGUAUUUACAAAGGUAUGACUAAGAGGUGCUUUCACAACUCUCAGAUCUGUUACUCCAGAGAUCAGAUCACACUCACACAUCCUCUUCACUCCUGUGUUUACAAGUAAUAUAGACAUAAACAAAACCCCAGGUACAAACAGACAGAUUUUAUUUUCGUCUAACUUUGAUGUGGCCAGUCUUCAGGAAUAAUUUAAAUCAGUUAAACAUGAAAACAUUAAAUCCUUUCUGUGCAGUGAGUACUUUUCUCUAGAGGAGAACAGCUGAAGAAAUGCGUUUGUUCACAUUUUGCUGUUAUAUCAUUGUAAUGGGG